GAACAAGGAAGGAAAUAUUGACGAGAAUGAGGCAGAUACAUACUACAUUGAUUUUGUUUUUGAUGCGGAUGUCAAAUGUUUCAUCACAGUUCAUUAUCUGGCUUUUGAAGACCUGUCCUCAGGCCAUGCAGUGUAAGUUUGAACAGUGAUUAGUAAUGUAUCACAUCUGUGACUGAGGUUCAGUUCCUAUCAUGUGCAGUUUAAAAUAUGACCAGUCACAUGGACUCUUGUUCUUCCAGUUUGACUCUAUCACAGGUUUAAAUAAAGUUAAUUAUGAGACACAACCCAUGCUGGAAUUCCAGUGAGAACAGUUUAGAACUAAUAGUUUAGAACUGGUACUUUAUACAAAAAGAGUUUUGAUAUUUUAAGAGAAGGCUUUGUCUGGUAGCUAGAUGAUAGAGUUUGAAUGUCAAAGUUCUUUCUGAAUGUAUUCUUGAGGUGGAAAAGUAUUCAGGGGUGGAAAACAUAGGCAAGCAUACGAGCAUUGCUUGCAGGAAAUGUUAAACAGCUGCAGGAAAUUUGUUUGAAUGAAAAUUUUGCAUUGUCAAUAGGAGACACAACCCAUACUGGAACUCCAGGGAGAACAGUUUAGAACUGGUAGAACUACAAUAUCCAGUAUAAAUAAAGUACAGGUAUAGUUUAGGUAAUUAGGUUUCCUCUGCCAGUAGCACUGAAUUAAUAAGAAAUACUGUAGUCCUUACUGGACCUUGAGCUAGGGAAACAGUCUAUAACUAAUAGAGAUAUCCAGCAUGAAUAAAGUGAGUUUAUAUAGGCAUCUAGUGACACUCAAUGUUAACUAUUACAGCUACACAACCAAUGACAGUUCAUUGACAUCUCGAGUAUUUGAAUUUGAAAAAGGAGCAAAUCAGUCUUUUGGCAAACAUGGAAAAUUUCAUCUUAUACAGCCUAGCAAGUUCAGAGAAUGCGAGGUACCAAUUUUCAUGUUUAUUCUUAUUUCUCAUUCCUCUUCCUGUGUGAAUUUUUUUACAAAAAUGAUAUGUGAUAACAGGGUGGUAAAGCUACAGGUGCAUCUUAGAAAAUCAGAUCUAGAAUGUCUUCCACAAAUUUGAUUCAAAAAGUUAAAAUUUUAUUUCAGCAAAUCAUUACAUGUAAAAAUCAAAUAUUUGUUAUUUUUGUCUUAACAUAUAUUACAAUACAAACAUGUGCACCGACUAGUUUAAAUGUCAAGAUGAUAUUCUAAUUUUUUGAGAUGGACCUGUUGUUAUAUGCACAAUGUAUUGAGUUGGAGGGAAAUCAGAGAGAGUCAAAACUUCAUGACAAUUCUGGUGUUUGUGUGCAUGCCCAACCCUAAGGACCAUGCAUGGGACCUCACCAUUGAUUAUUCUAAAAUCCUUUCCUGUCAAUUUCAUUUUAGUUGAUUUACUCAGAAACCACCAAUCAUAUUCCAGUUGUUAUCCAUAUCACAGCAUCAGAUGAAGGUAGCAUCAUACAUUCAUACAUCAAGAAAUUGUGUAAUAUAAUGUAUUGUGAAAUACUGCAGAGAGUUAAUUGCCAAAAUUUUUGUUCAGAAUACUCAGGACAUUCUAACAUAACUAUGGCCAACAUUGAAAAGGUAAACAAUUACUGUUGAAAUGUUGAAAUUCUCCUUAUAUUUUUCAGGUAGUUUUCCCUACAACCAAACAAUUCUUGUGCAUGUAGUUUAGCAGUGUUGCUUGUAAAAUUGAUCCAUCAUUUAUGUUAUCUUUAUGUUUUCAGCUUUCUGAUGAAACAUAUACCAUAAAACUGUUGAAACAAAAGCAAAUGGUUAGUACUGAAAAUAAUGUAACUACUUUUAAAGCUAAUAUUUAUAGUAAACACAAAGAGUCAAUGAAAUGAAUGUGAUACGCACUUUUUACUGUCUAUACAUAGUCUUGUCUUGUAGACGUAUUGCAAUAUUUUGUAAUGACAAGAAAUUAACUUCAUAUGUUUAGGUUGAUGGCUUGUGUUACUUACUUCAUGAAAUUUAUGGUUUGGAAAGCAAGGAAGAAACAGAAGAGGGAGAGGUAGGAUAUUUCUUGUGUCACACACUAAAAACGCGCAAGUUGUAACAAACUGCAGCGCGGACUUGUAGCAAUCCUGUUCCAACAACUUGUCAACAGGAUGUGUUCGUACCAUUUGUUCCCAGCUUGUUGAUAACUUGCUACAAGGUUGUUGAACUCGACAGACUUGUUACAAGUUGUUCCAACAACUUGUUAUCGUCCUGCAAUUCAAUUGUCAACAAGCUCGGUGGAUAAACCGUAUCCCCAAUGUUUUCUCUCCAUGCAGGACAAGCAGACGGAGAUAAGUGAUGAUGAUUAUGACGAUUAUACAGAUGAAAACGUCGUUUGUGUUGUUUGCAUGAGUGAUACACGUGACACACUCAUGUUACCUUGCAAACAUCUCUGUGUGUGUAGUGACUGUGGUAUGUAUCUUGUAAUAUUGCUUUUUUAUCGCAUGUUUCUUGUUCACUUAUUUCUUGUUUGUUUCUUGCGAACAGAAACAGGCGGAGGCGUGCACGUAUCAUUUUUACUAUCUAUUGGGCAAGCUUUUCUAUGUUCAGUUCUUUGUUCACUCGCUAGAUUCCCUAGGCCUAGAUUGCAUUUUCGAGUUACUCUACAUGUAAAGAAGGACGGUAUUUUUAGAUUGUCAUCCACCAUCUGCAUGUAUGUGUGAAAAGUUUUUCUUUGUAUUUUAGCGUCUAGUUUGCGCAGUGGAUCGAAUAACUGCCCCAUCUGUAGAGUCCGUAAGUACAGUAAAUGCGAAUAAAUAUUCUCAAGCAAUACACAAAAUCUAGCUUUCGAAGUUGGUUAACUUCUGAGGACUCCCACAUGGCAAUCAUGUAAAUCAGUAUUCCUUGUCCUUUUCUAUCUAGUUUUCUCGAUUUUUUAUAAGAUGUAAUUUUGUACUGAUGAUUCUAAACCGUGUUUCAAUAAAGUUUCAAUACAAUACAAUUUCGUGUAUAAAAUAUUCAGGAGAAUAAUUUUAUUUAUUUUCAUGUUUUCAGCAUUUCAUGCGCUUCUCCAGCUGUGUGCAUACCAAAGGGCAAGUACAAAUGUAAGUUGUGUUUAUCGUCAACAUGCUUGUCCUGAGAACUCCAAACUUAAAAUUUUUCUUACGUUUUUGUUCAUUCUCCGUUUAGUCGAAAUCUCAAGAUCCUUACUCUGGUUAUGAGAAGGUCGACUUAUUUGAUGCUCUGAAUGCUUUCAACAUUGUAAAACGACGAGAAAGUACGUUUUGUGUUUUA
This is a messenger RNA of Paramuricea clavata, 3223 nucleotides long. Lineage: Eukaryota; Metazoa; Cnidaria; Anthozoa; Malacalcyonacea; Plexauridae. The record is from the annotation of a GenBank genome assembly.